Molecule: messenger RNA, 324 nt
Organism: Dictyostelium discoideum AX4
Lineage: Eukaryota; Evosea; Eumycetozoa; Dictyosteliales; Dictyosteliaceae
Product: cytochrome c oxidase subunit VIb
Exons: 2
Coding region: 1-324 (107 amino acids)
Biological process (GO): respiratory chain complex IV assembly; proton transmembrane transport
Cellular component (GO): mitochondrion
Source: RefSeq, a predicted model, not a curated record
AUGAGUGAAAAUAAUAAAAAUAAUAAUGAUAAUGUAAAACCAUUAAAUGAAAUGACAAAAGAGGAAAGAACCAAUUAUAGUUUAAGAAGAGCACCUGAUUAUCAUGGUAAAGAGGAAAGUGUUUUAAAUAGCUCAAGAACUAAAUGUUGGGAAGCAAGAGAUAAAUAUUUUAAAUGUUUAGAUGAUAAUAAAGAAGAUGAUUCAAAAUGUAAAGCAUUUUAUAAUGAAUUAAAUAAUUCAUGUUUAAAGAGUUGGAGCGAAUAUUUUAUUAAAAAAAGAAUAUCAGAUAAAAAUAAAGAAGCAUUUUUAAAUAGAAAAGAUUAA